Molecule: messenger RNA, 1788 nt
Organism: Ctenocephalides felis (cat flea)
Lineage: Eukaryota; Metazoa; Arthropoda; Insecta; Siphonaptera; Pulicidae
Product: SCAN domain-containing protein 3-like
Exons: 2
Coding region: 1-1788 (595 amino acids)
Source: RefSeq, a predicted model, not a curated record
AUGACGCAGCAUUGCCGGAAAAGCCAUGUCGCAAGCAAAAAAAAGAUGCGUCAGUACAAUGCAGAAUAUAUUAAAUAUGGAUUCAUAGAAAAUUCUAUAAACCCAUGUAUGCCUUUAUGCCUUCUGUGUUCAAAAACAUUUUCAAAUGAAGCAAUGAAGCCCUCAAGACUUCAAGAUCAUUUGAAUAGAAUGCAUCCGGAUAAGAAGGAUAAAAAUGUUGACUACUUUCGAAAUCUGGAAAAGAUGUAUAUUGCUCAGCCUAGUGUGUCAAAACUUUUUUCUGUCGCUGCUAAGCAGGACGAUGACGGACUUCGAGCGUCAUACAAUAUCUCUCGGUUAAUUGCCCAAACAGGUAAACCACACACUAUUGGAGAAUCAUUAAUUUUGCCAGCAGUAAAAGAAGUUAUAACUACUGUGCUACAUAAACCAGCAGCAGAUAUAAUUCGUAAAAUUCCUUUGAGUAAUAGUUCUGUGCAAAGACGAAUUGAUGAAAUGGCUGAAAAUAUUGAAGAAUUAUUAUGCAAUCAUUUGAAGUCUUGUAAAUUUUCACUCCAAUUGGAUGAGUCUACUUUACCAAAUAAUGAAGCAUUGUUGUUGACUUACGUGAGGUUCAUUAAAGAUGAAGAAGUAUGCCAAGAACUUCUAUUUGUUAGAAAUUUAGAGACAGAUACAAAAGGAGAAACCAUAUUCAAAACAUUGGAGAAGUUUUUUGAUGAGAAAGAUAUUCCAUUGAAGAAUAUUAUAUCAGUUGCUACUGAUGGUGCUGCAGCUAUGAGGGGUUGUCAAAAAGGAUUCAUAGCCUACCUAAAAAAUAAAAUUCCCAAUGUUCUUGCUGUGCAUUGCGUGAUACAUCGACAGCAUCUAGUUGCCAAAAACUUAAGUGAACGAUUGCAUCAAGCAUUGCAACAUGUCAUCAGAGCUAUUAAUAAAAUCCGACACAACUCUUUAAAUGAGAGAUUGUUUAAUCAGCUGUGUACCGCUAAUGAUGAAGAAUUCAACAGAUUGUUAUUUCACACAGAUGUGCGUUGGCUAUCAAAAGGAAAUUGUCUGACCCGUUUUUACAAUCUGUUUGACUCCGUUGUAGAGUUUUUAGAAAAUAAGGACACACAGUUGUGUAAAGACCUGAUAUCAUCAAAAAAUGAUAUAGCAUAUCUCACAGACCUUUAUACAUUACUCAACAAUAUGAAUCUACAACUUCAAGGCGAUGGCUUAAAUUUAAUAAAAACAAAAAAUAUCAUCGCUGCUUUUAUAGCAAAACUGUUAUUACAUAAGAAAAAUAUUGGCAGACGGGAGUUUCAUAAUUUUCCAAAUUUAUCGGUAUCGUGCAACGAAGACUUGCUCGUGUACUGCCAACAUUUGGAAAAUCUUCAUGGCAAUUUUAUUGAAAGAUUUCAAGAUAUUUUGAAUUUGGAAAUACCAGGCUGGGUAUUAGACCCUUUUUCAAAUGCAAAUGUAGAAACAUCAGCCCAGCUAGAAGAAGAGCUUAUAGAAUUAACUACAAAUGAAGAAUUAAAAAUCAAAUUUAAAGAUGGUUAUCAACAAUUUUGGCUACAGAAGUCAAUUCAGCACUUAUAUCCUGGCUUGUGGUUGGUUGUUCAAAAAUUUUUACUAGCAUUUCCAUCGUCAUAUUUGUGUGAACGUGGAUUUAGCGCUGUGACAAUGCUACUUACUAAAAACAGAAAUCAGUUGCAAAUUACCAAACGCGGUGACUUACGACUGUUUUUGAGUGAAAUGGAACCUGAUAUUGACAAACUUGUAAAAAACCAUCAAAUUCAUCCUUCUCAUUAG